AUGUAUGAAGUUGUUGCCAAGUGUCUGUUUUGUUCCAAAUUAAUUAAAGGUACUUUAAAUGACUCAAUUGGGUAUGGUACAUUUAUUGAACAUAUUCGUUCUCAACACAAAAAUAUCAAGAUAUCCGACGGAGUUCCAACAAUAUUCAAAUCGAUUUCAAAUUAUAUAGACUCGACGGAAGGAACUAAUUGUCUGUGCAUAAAAUGUGGUUAUAAUGGUACACCAAAAAUAAAGUCAAGCAGAAAUAUUUCAGCGAAAAAUUUGGGUGAAUUUGGUACAUGUUUCCCGUUAUGUUUUAUGGUAUACAAAAAACAUCUGAAACGUCACCAUGUCAAAAUUAUAUGCACAUGUUGUAACACCGUCAUUAAAAAAAUUAAUGAAAAAUAA
Melanaphis sacchari is the source of this 387-nucleotide messenger RNA. RefSeq lists its product as uncharacterized. The coding region runs from base 1 to 387 and encodes 128 amino acids. The record is from RefSeq and is a predicted model, not a curated record. Lineage: Eukaryota; Metazoa; Arthropoda; Insecta; Hemiptera; Aphididae. The transcript is spliced from 2 exons.